UAUUUUUACAAACGUUGGACAUUUUCUUUAAAGUGUAUUUCUGGGGGUUGAUAGACAGUCGCCAGGAUAGCAGAGUAACAGGUCCUCAUUGCGUAUUGGACUGCACCGGACACUACACAGACUGAAAGAUUCCUAAAGAUUUCAUAUGGAGCCGAGUGAGCCCCUUCAUCCAUCUGGCCACCGGACUAUGUGGCUUACCCACCUCGCCCUGCUGCUGCUCCGACUGGUGGUGUCCGCCGAGGGGCUCGCCGCCUGCCAUUCUUUACGCAUGGAUGAUCAGAAAUCCAAGCGCAUCGAGGCCGUCCGCGGCCAGAUCCUCAGCAAGCUCCGCUACGGGAGCCCACCCGAGCCCCCCGCACCGAGCCCACAGCCCGAGGCCGUACCCGCCGAGGUGAUGAUACUCUACAACAGCACCAGAGAGCUGUUGGAGGAGCGUGCGCGUCAGUCCGAUUCUGCGUGCGACCGAGAGAGCAGCGAGGAGGAUUAUUAUGCAAAAGAGGUUCAGCGCAUAGACAUGUUUAAGCAGCGCACGGACACAAAUGCAGUGAACCCUCCAGUCCCCAGCCCGUAUUACAGAGUGGUGGGGUUCGAUGUGAGUGGUGUGGACAGGAACUCCAGCACCCUGGUCAAAGCUGAGUUCAGAAUCUACAGGACACCAAACCCCCAGGCCCACACCUCAGAGCAGAGAGUAGAGAUCUAUCAGGUGAUAAAACCAGAAGAGGCAACAGGUCCCUCGCAGAGAUACAUCAACUCCAGAACGGUUCGCCCACAGACCAAGGGAGCGUGGCUCUCGGUGGAUGUCACAGACACUGUGACGGACUGGCUGGCGCAUAGAGAGAGGAACCUGGGUUUGAAGCUGGGUGUUCACUGUCCGUGCUGCACCUUCGUUCCCUCCACCAACAGCAUCGUGUUCAAUAAGAGCGAGGAGCUGGAGGCGCGCUUCGCUGGUCUGGAUGAUGAGCUGCUUCAGCAGCAGUUGCGGAAGCCAGGAUCAGGGCUGGCUAAGGGCCAGGUAGAUUUUAGUACCAAGACCCCCCACCUCAUCCUCACCUUGCGGCCCAGCGACAGGGUCGACAACCCAGGCAAGAAGACCCGCAAGAAGAGGGCCACCGCAGACACCACCACCUGCUCCAGGAACUCCGACGUGGACUGCUGUCUGCGAUCUCUCUACAUCGACUUCCGCCGGGACCUGAACUGGAAGUGGAUCCACGAGCCGAAGGGCUACAAGGCCAAUUUCUGCUCUGGCAGCUGCCCAUACCUCUGGAGCGCUGACAACCACUACAACAUGAUCCUGCCGCUGUAUAACAAGCUGAACCCUGAGGCGUCGGCAUCUCCGUGCUGCGUACCUCAGGACCUGGAGCCUCUGACCAUUGUUUACUUCAUGGGCCGAACGCCCAAGGUAGAGCAGCUCUCCAACAUGGUGGUCAAGUCCUGCAAGUGCCGCUGAUGCAGGAGCCCAGCGGCGGGCCAGGAGGCGGAACUUUGACUAAAACUACAACAAACUACCACUUUCGGUCCUCAAACAAAAAGGACAGACUGACUAUCUCUAGAUACUCAACCCUUCAUUUCACUGACACAUUUUACAGUCUGGCACAGAUUAUUUUUAUCUCACACGCAUGAAACUCUGAAAAUCGUCGUCAGCAAUGGGUCUUUUCCCCACUUU
Messenger RNA from Salvelinus namaycush (lake trout), 1663 nucleotides. RefSeq names its product transforming growth factor beta-2 proprotein-like. Gene Ontology annotation, molecular function: type III transforming growth factor beta receptor binding; type II transforming growth factor beta receptor binding; cytokine activity. The record is from RefSeq and is a predicted model, not a curated record. The transcript has 7 exons. Gene Ontology annotation, biological process: regulation of cell population proliferation; BMP signaling pathway; SMAD protein signal transduction. Gene Ontology annotation, cellular component: extracellular region. Lineage: Eukaryota; Metazoa; Chordata; Actinopteri; Salmoniformes; Salmonidae. The coding region runs from base 146 to 1447 and encodes 433 amino acids.